GAGGACUUGCGUCGUGCUAAGCAUAAAAAACAACCUAUUAUUGAUGAAGAUUUGACAGAAUGUGAUGAUGAUCCCAUCUCUAUGUUGUUGACCAUAUUACCACGGUUGAGGAAGAGACCAGUGUACAUUGACAAAUUGAGUGUGAAACAAGAAAAAUCCGAAGUAUACGGAUUUAUUGAGCCUCAAUCCAUCCAAAAAUCUGGAAAUACAAAG
Molecule: messenger RNA, 213 nt
Organism: Sphenostylis stenocarpa
Lineage: Eukaryota; Viridiplantae; Streptophyta; Magnoliopsida; Fabales; Fabaceae
Source: the annotation of a GenBank genome assembly